Molecule: messenger RNA, 495 nt
Organism: Penicillium egyptiacum
Lineage: Eukaryota; Fungi; Ascomycota; Eurotiomycetes; Eurotiales; Aspergillaceae
Source: the annotation of a GenBank genome assembly
AUGGCAACUGCAACGGCGAACGGAGCUGUGGCAACUAGCACAGGUUGUGGAACCGCAGCCCAGUACGAAAUUCCUGUCAAAGAUGCAUCAUGUGCGGUUCCCAACACCGACAAAUACAAAGGACUCCUUUCAAAAUGCGCGAAGCCCGCAGGGGUAGCUGCCUAUAAUGACGACUGCGCUAUCUACGCUCUGGCCGUGGAUCAAUCAGUUCAAGAUCUUACCGACUGCCUUUACAAAGCUGGCGUCGCCUGGAAAGACGUGUGGUGUCACGGAGAAACUAAUGCCACUGCAACGGCCACCUCGUACCCGACUGCAUCGGAAAUCUCUCUGACAUCAUCCACCGACAAGACAUCAUCAGGUACAUCGACGGAGAGCGCGGCGACUAGCACAAGUACCUCUGGGGCGAAUGCCUCUUUGCCCAAGGCCCAUACCAGCUUGAAGACUGUCAUGCUUCUUUCAACUCUGUUUGCCUCUGCCGCUUUUAUUGGAAUUUGA